AAGGCGGGAUAAUACGUGUUGUUCAAGUAGGAAAAAAAGGGCAUUCGGCCCAAUUUCUCCGUCCAAAUCUGCUAUAAAAAGGUUUAACAGCCACAUUGAAUCGCUGAAUCUCGUCGCGCCGCCGCCACUUCUACAACUCAUCUCUCUGUCGGUGGUACGGUCAAGUUCAAGCACACACAAUGGGGAGAAGACCUGCUAGAUGUUACCGACAGAUUAAAAACAAACCGUACCCUAAGUCACGAUUUUGCCGUGGUGUACCUGAUCCUAAGAUCAGAAUCUAUGACGUGGGAAUGAAAAGGAAAGGAGUAGAUGAAUUUCCAUUCUGUGUCCACCUCGUGAGUUGGGAGAAAGAAAAUGUGUCAAGUGAAGCUUUAGAAGCAGCUAGGAUUGCCUGCAAUAAGUAUAUGACCAAGUUUGCUGGGAAGGAUGCAUUCCAUUUGAGGGUCAGGGUGCACCCCUUCCAUGUUCUGCGGAUUAACAAGAUGCUUUCAUGUGCUGGGGCUGAUAGGCUCCAAACCGGCAUGAGAGGUGCAUUUGGGAAGCCACAGGGAACCUGUGCGAGAGUGGCCAUUGGUCAGGUUCUCCUUUCAGUUCGCUGCAAGGACAACAACGGUCAAAACGCACAGGAGGCGCUCCGCCGUGCUAAGUUCAAGUUCCCUGGUCGUCAAAAGAUCAUUGUUAGCAGGAAGUGGGGAUUCACUAAAUUCAGCCGAGCUGAUUACCUGAAGUUCAAGGCAGAGAACAAGAUUCUUCCAGAUGGUGUGAAUGCCAAGCUUCUUGGAUGCCAUGGGCCUCUAGCCAACCGUCAGCCUGGAAGAGCUUUUCUGUCUCAAGCUGCUUAGACUGAGUUAGUUGUUUAAUUUAUUUGGGAUCAUUUUUGACAUUAUUAGCAUUGGUUGUCUGAAUUUUUGUGAAACAAACUGAGCUUCCUUCUAUUCUGUUUUAUCUUCUAUCCUAAUAGUUGAGUCUUCUUUUGGAACAUCUCCAUUUAUUAGACAAUGAUCACAGUUCUUGAUUGUUUCUCAUCA
This is a messenger RNA of Cucurbita pepo subsp. pepo (vegetable marrow), 1028 nucleotides long. Its product is annotated as large ribosomal subunit protein uL16. Gene Ontology annotation, cellular component: ribosome. Lineage: Eukaryota; Viridiplantae; Streptophyta; Magnoliopsida; Cucurbitales; Cucurbitaceae. The record is from RefSeq and is a predicted model, not a curated record. Gene Ontology annotation, molecular function: structural constituent of ribosome. Gene Ontology annotation, biological process: translation.